AUGGAGAAGCACCUUAAGCACUGGAAAUUAUGGAGUUGGAUCUGCUUGGUCAAUGCUUGUGAAAACAAUUUCAUGGGCAUGGAAUGGUUCACGCGGAGUGAAGACCAAGUGCAUGAUGAGAUGACUAGUAUUUGGGAUGAGAUGCUUUUUAACCUGGAGUUGAGUAAAUGCUUGCUGCAACUACUAGCCAUGGGUGUAGGAUACAUUGGAAAUGAGAAGACAAUCCUGUGGAUGGAUCUAAAAGCAGAUGAGCUGCCCUCCAAGGUCUCACAUUCUAAGCUCAGUGACAAGUGUUUGAAGUUUGCGUUAUGUCUUGGUGUUUAUCUGAUGGAUGUGGGCUACAAGAGGGCUUACUGUUCUAUUAGGCAUUGGAAUCUUUGUAUUUGGAGAUAUAUUCUAAUGUGUUGCGCCUCUAGCAUUGGUGAAUUAUCAAGAUUACUUCAGUUUAUUCAGAAGUUUUCAGAAAUAUCCAUGCAUCUAUUCCCAAUGAUAGCCGGAGUGCUUGUUGUCAUUAGUCAGGAGAAUCCAGAAGGAAAAGGUUUCAUUCUUCAAGCACUACGGUGGUGCUUCUCCUUGCAGCUGUCAAUGGCAACCCAAAUGCAAUGGUUGGAUUCAGAUAAUUUAACUGAGUGUGGGGUUGUUGGUGCUGUCUCUGCUAGCUGUGGAUUCGAGUAG
Molecule: messenger RNA, 675 nt
Organism: Miscanthus lutarioriparius
Lineage: Eukaryota; Viridiplantae; Streptophyta; Magnoliopsida; Poales; Poaceae
Source: the annotation of a GenBank genome assembly